This is a messenger RNA of Danio rerio (zebrafish), 4217 nucleotides long. The record is from RefSeq and is a predicted model, not a curated record. Lineage: Eukaryota; Metazoa; Chordata; Actinopteri; Cypriniformes; Danionidae.
AUUACUUUUCUUCUUAGCAAUUCUCUUUUCUCAGUCGUCUGUUUGGCAUCUUUUUGUUGCAUGCAGAUCUCAUACGAAGAAGAGACCGUGAAGUCUUUGAUGAGCUUCUGAUCUUUUUCAUUCAGCUUCUUUAGUUCUGGUUGGACUUGAGCCGGUGCUGUACUGAAAUCAGAGCCGGUUUUCACAUGAUGCUGCGGCUGUGUGUGCGUUGGCUGGUUUUGCUGUCGGCAGCGCAGCUUGUUUUGGCUCAGCUGAAGGAUUUUGAUGAUGAAGAUGAAGAUCCUGAAGAUUUUGUAGAAGACAAUAGGAAUGGAAGACGUAAAAGUAAACCAAUCACCUCAAAUGUGAUCCCCAAAAACAAAGACGAGAACUGUAAUUUGGAACUGGCGUUUUUGGUGGACAGCUCUGAAAGUGCCAAAGACAACCAUGGCCAGGAGAAGAGCUUCGUUACUGAUCUUGUCAACCGUAUCCCGAACAUCCGUCUCCAAACAGGCCAGGGCUUGAACUUCAGAUCAGCUCUCCUUCAAUACAGCAGUCAUGUGAUCACAGAGCAGUCCUUUAAAGACUGGAGGGGUGUGCCCAGCUUCCAGAGCCGCGUCGCCUCUAUCCCGUUCAUCGGGCAUGGAACCUAUACCACCUACGCCAUCACCAACCUCACCCGCAUCUACCUGGAGGAGUCCGGCCCAGGCACGGUCAAGGUGGCUAUUCUGAUGUACGGCGGCGCCUCGCAUCCCAAGAAUCCUGAUAUUUUCUCUGCUCUUGCUGAUGCGAAGAACCAAGGGAUUAAAUUCUUCAUAGUCGGUUUAACAUCCGCAGCCAACAUGGAGAAGCUGCAGCUUCUGGCCAGUGCUCCAGCCAGCCGAUACGUGCACAAUAUACAGGACAAGGGCGUCGUGGACAAGAUCAUCAGAGAGAUUACUAAGGUGGUUGACGAAGUGGGUAAAAAGGGUCGUCCUGGAGAUGACGGAAGUCCAGGCCCUAAAGGUCAAAAGGGAGAGGGCGGUUCGAGCGGUGCUCCUGGACGAGAUGGGACAGAGGGGAAAACUGGAUACAAAGGAGAAAAGGGUGAGCGAGGCGAGUGUGGAACACCAGGAGUGAAAGGAGACAGGGGUCCUGAGGGUCCUGUUGGCAUCAGAGGAAGUCGAGGGCUGCAAGGUUUGCCAGGACCCAAUGGAGAUGUUGGACCUGAAGGCCUACCAGGAAAAAAAGGUGAGAGAGGAUUUCCCGGACCCCCAGGGAUACAAGGAGAGACUGGCAUUGGACUUCAAGGACCAAAGGGUGAUGUGGGAUUUCAGGGAAGAAUGGGUCCUCCUGGGCUUCCUGGGCUUGGGGAGCCAGGUUUACCGGGGCCACAGGGGCCACAAGGUUCGCCAGGAGAAAAGGGCCCUCCAGGAGAGGGUUUUCCAGGACCAAAGGGAGAGAGGGGUCUGGAGGGGCCAAGGGGACCCCGAGGACCAGCAGGUACUGCCAUUAAAGGAGACAAAGGGGACUUUGGUUCUCCUGGGCUUCCAGGACCAGUUGGGCCAAUUGGAAUAGGGGUACAAGGAGAGAAAGGUAUAGAAGGACCGCGUGGACCCCCUGGAAGCAGAGGACCACCAGGCGAGGGCUACCCAGGACCAAAGGGUGAUCAAGGUUUACCAGGUGAGAGUGGUGCACCAGGAGAGAGAGGAGCCGGGGAACCAGGAGCUAAAGGGGAACCUGGAGCUCCAGGACUGUCAGGAUUACCAGGUUUACCAGGGGAGGACGGAGCUCCUGGACAAAAGGGAGAACCAGGAGCCACUGGCUUAAGAGGUGCUGAAGGAGCAGCAGGAGUGGGCAUCCAGGGGGAAAAAGGUGAUCAGGGUCAGAGGGGAAUCCGUGGAUUAGCAGGUCCACCAGGAAUAGCUGGACCCUCGGGGUCAAAGGGAGAACCUGGCACCCCUGGGCGACAAGGAUUACCUGGGCCACCGGGACGUGCAAUAUCAGGACCAAAAGGUGACGUAGGCCCACCAGGUCCAUCUGGUCCAGUAGGUGAUCCUGGAUAUGGACUUACUGGACCCAAGGGGGAUCGCGGUGACCCUGGUCUUCCUGGUCUGACUGGUCUGAAAGGGGAUGGAUAUCCUGGUCCUACAGGCCUUCCUGGUCCUCCAGGUCUUCCAGGUGAACCAGGUCAAGGAGGCGUAGGAAUACCAGGACCAAAGGGUGAUGUUGGCUUCAGAGGUUUACCAGGCCCACCUGGACCUCCAGGGGAAGGACUGCAAGGACCACCUGGCACUGUGGGAAGACCAGGACCUUCUGGACCUACUGGACAACCAGGACAAGGUAUACAGGGUUCAAAGGGUGAUCAGGGCUCACAGGGAGUGACCGGGCCAAGAGGAUUUCCUGGAGAAGGAAUGCCGGGGUCAAAGGGGGAUCGUGGAGCUCAGGGUGAGAGAGGGGUGAAAGGGGUUAAAGGUGAUAUGGGAGAUCCUGGUGUUUCUGGACAAGCAGGUAGACCAGGAAUCAAAGGAGAAUCUGGGCUGACGAGGGACGAGAUAAUCAGAAUGAUCAGAGAGAUUUGUGGCUGUGGAGUCAAAUGUAAAGAGCGUCCUAUGGAGCUUGUGUUUGUGGUUGACAGCUCUGAGAGCAUCGGGCCUGAAAACUUCGAGAUCAUCAAGGACUUUGUGGCGGCGCUGGUCGACAGACUCACCAUAGGGCGUAAUGCCACUCGUGUCGGCCUGGUUUUAUACAGCCUGGAAGUCCAGCUUGAAUUCAACCUGGCUCGCUAUACAACCAAACAAGACAUUAAAGAAGCCAUCCGCAGAGUUCACUACAUCGGCGAGGGCACCUACACCGGCUCUGCCAUCCACAAUGCCACUCAUGAAGCCUUUUACAGCGCCAGGACAGGGGUGAAGAAGGUGGCCAUCGUCAUCACAGAUGGACAGACGGAUAAACGGGAGCCUGUGAAGCUGGAGAUCGCUGUCAGAGAGGCGCACGCUGCCAACAUCGAGAUGUACGCUCUGGGAAUUAUGAACAUCAGUAAUCCUACACAGAACGAGUUUCUCCAGGAGCUCAGUCUUAUUGCGUCGCAUCCUGACAGUGAACAUAUGUACUACAUUAAAGACUUCAACACAUUGCCAGCUCUGGAGUCCAAACUAGUCAAUCAGCUCUGCGAAGAUGAAAGUAGAGCGCUUAUCUUCAACCGCAUUAAUGAUUUUGAAAACGGAUAUGGUCUGAACGGAAACCGCAUCAAUGGUAACGGCGGGCAUAAUUUCGACACCAGCACAUAUAAAGGCAGCAGAGAAAACACAGGAACACCGUCUGCCACCAACACCGUGAUCACUGAGAGAGGCAGAGGAGGCACGUUUGCUUCAACAGCUGGUCCAGACAUUAAACAGGAGGUUGAGCGUGUACCUAAAACACCAGACAUAAGAGGAGCUCCUGCAGUCACUGGGACAUCCACACCUAGCAAACCUUCAUCAGGGACAACAACAUCAUCAUCAUCUGUGAACACAUAUUCAACUUCAAUGCAGUUUAUAGCAGCACCACGACCACCUUUACCUAAAGAGGUUGUGCUUUUGGACCCCCUUUGUAAGCUGCUCCUGGAUCAGGGUCCUUGUCGAGAAUAUAACAUCCGAUGGUACUAUGUACCACAAGCCAACGCCUGUGCACAGUUCUGGUACGGUGGCUGUGAAGGAAACCGUAAUCGCUUUGACACAGAAGAAGAGUGCAAGAAGACGUGUGUGGUCGUGUGAGCAGGGGGCUGACAUCCAUUAUGGACAAAUUUACCUUUGUCUGUAAUUCCUCAUUCUCAACUUCAAUGGACCUGCACUGAAAUAAACAGAUGUUAAAUAAAUUGACGUCUGCAAGAAACUAGUGGUCCUGCUUUAUAUUAAGUGGCCUUAACUACUAUGUACUUAUAUGUAAAUUAAUCAUGUAGUACAAUACUUAUUUGUAAUAAUAUUAGUAAAAUAAGAAUAUUAGUACAAUACUUUUGUGUAAUAACAAUUGUGUAAAAACACUUUAUUUAAAAGGCUUUUUUGGUAAUGGCAGCUUAAAGACGACUCUCAUAUGAAGCCUCAUGCACUGCUCAGGUGUGAGUUUUUCUCAAACUUCUACAGUGUCAAAAUCUUGAUGGUUCUGUGGGUCUCGUCUGUCAAAUCUGAGCUUUAUUUUGGAUUUUCUAUUGAAUUCAAGUCGAUUCAAGGUGAUUGGCUGGGCUAUUCUACAGCUUGAUUUUCUUUCUCUGAAAGCAUCUG